ACUUCUCCUUAUAAUAUUCUUCUCAAAGUGUUUAUCUUUUUGAUUUCUUUGAAGCAAAGAUUCAACCUUUCUACAACUUAUGUUAUGUUAUAGCUUCAUGGAUGAUGCUCUUGGAAAGUUAAAGGUUAUCCCGGAUCACUUUAAAGCUUCAACAACAAGUGUGGAUUCUCAUCAAAACAGAACUUCAUCUGUUUCACAACAAUCUGAUAAUUCUUGGAGGUCUCAUAGCUGGACUCGAAAAAAAUUAAGGAGUGCUGCAUUCAUGUUGAAUUUGUUUACUUUCAAAGGGAUGGCAUGGGGUUCAAGCACCAAUGGUCAGGAAAAGGUUGAGCUAUCUGCAGCAGAAGUAGAGUCACUUAGAUCAGAACUUGCUGAUGUAGAAGAGAGGGAAGCUCACUUGAAAGCUCAGUUGGAACAUGUUGAUGAAAUCUUGCGGUCUGCUCGUCUGUCUGGUUAUUUGUACAUUCGAACCAGGUGGACGGCACUACCAGGAGAACCUCCCCCUUUAGAUGAUACUGAUGUUGAUGACUGGCUUCCUCGCUUUACCGUCCUUCAUGGACUGUGUAUAUUCUUCUAUUUUUUGUCCACAGAUCUGAGCCCUCAAGACUCCACCCUCCUAUCUGACAUUGUUGAAAUAGGUCCUCUACCAAGCAUUACACGAGACGAUGAGGAGACGCGAUAUGCCUUUUAUGUCCUAACUCGUCAAGGACUGAGAUAUGAGUGCUCAAGUAUUUCUAAGAUUCAGGUGGACUCUUGGUUGUCAGCAUUACGAACGGACUGCAAAUUGGGUCUGAUUCUCCGAUCUGUUUCCAGAGCCACCAGGUCGCUCCUCUCCGCCUCUAAGGGCUCCCGUUUCUACUCCGAGGGGCGAGCCGUAGCAGCUGUGGCGGCAGUGUCGUUGAGAGGAACGGUGCCGUUUCUAGCUUCGAAUUUUGGCAAGGCCGGUUCUGAGAAUGCGACUAGAGGAUGGAUUUCAGGAGCCCUUGCUGUUUCUGCAGCAGCUUACAUGCUCCAGGAGCAGGAGGCACAUGCUGCAGAGAUGGAGCGCACUUUCAUUGCGAUUAAGCCUGAUGGAGUGCAAAGAGGGCUGAUUGCAGAAAUUGUAUCUCGUUUUGAGCGGAAAGGCUUUAAGCUCGUGGCAAUUAAAAUAGUAGUUCCUUCAAAGGGAUUUGCGGAGAAGCAUUAUCACGAUCUGAAGGAAAGACCUUUCUUCAAUGGCCUGUGCGACUUCCUUAGCUCUGGCCCUGUUAUUGCAAUGGUCUGGGAAGGCGAGGGAGUGAUCAAGUAUGGUCGAAAGCUGAUUGGAGCUACAGAUCCACAGAAAUCUGAACCUGGAACCAUCAGAGGUGAUCUUGCUGUUGUAGUUGGAAGAAACAUCAUCCAUGGGAGUGACGGUCCAGAGACUGCCAAGGAUGAAAUCAAUUUGUGGUUCAAACCUGAUGAGUUGGUUACUUACACAAGCAACGCAGAGAAGUGGGUCUAUGGAGACAACUGAUCAUGAAUUUUUUGCCUUUUUCUUUUCUUCUAUUGAGUUAGGUUCCCCCAAGAAUAGUGGGAUUCGAAGCAUAAUUGAUAAAGUCAUAAAACAAUAAUGUUUUUUUUCUUGAGGUGAGUGAUAGCACCGAUUUGCUUCAGACAAUUGGCAGAUCUAAAUUUUAGCAAUAAUUAGUUCCACCUCCUUUGAUUGAACUCCAAUGAUCAAAUAAAGUAGUUUUUCUUAUGUGUU
Molecule: messenger RNA, 1726 nt
Organism: Corylus avellana
Lineage: Eukaryota; Viridiplantae; Streptophyta; Magnoliopsida; Fagales; Betulaceae
Source: RefSeq, a predicted model, not a curated record